AUGGAACACCCUUUUUAUAGUCUGGAAAGGGUACGCGAACAACUUUUCGGUGAUGACGACAAGAUUUCUGACGAUAUAGCAGGAAAAUCCGGAAAAUCAUCUGGCGGAAAGGCUGGCGGUGACGGAGGAAAAUCGCAGUCGCGCUCCGCAAAGGCGGGUCUGCAGUUCCCCGUUGGUCGUGUUCAUCGUCUCCUAAAGAAGGGCAACUAUGCCCAGCGUGUUGGUGCUGGAGCACCUGUUUAUCUCGCUGCCGUCUUGGAGUACCUUGCGGCGGAAAUUCUUGAGUUGGCUGGCAAUGCCGCCCGUGAUAAUAAGAAGCAGCGUAUCGUUCCGCGUCACCUUCAGCUUGCUAUCCGAAACGAUGAAGAAUUGAACAAACUACUUGGCGACGUCGUCAUCUCGCAGGGUGGUGUUGUGCCCCAUAUCGAAUCUCAACUUCUGCCGACUAAGUCUGGCAAGGGACGUAAAGAGGGUGAAGAGGUGUAA
Messenger RNA from Desarmillaria tabescens, 486 nucleotides. Its product is annotated as histone-fold-containing protein. The coding region runs from base 1 to 486 and encodes 161 amino acids. The record is from RefSeq and is a predicted model, not a curated record. Gene Ontology annotation, biological process: heterochromatin formation. The transcript is spliced from 4 exons. Gene Ontology annotation, molecular function: structural constituent of chromatin; protein heterodimerization activity; DNA binding. Gene Ontology annotation, cellular component: chromatin; nucleosome. Lineage: Eukaryota; Fungi; Basidiomycota; Agaricomycetes; Agaricales; Physalacriaceae.